Molecule: messenger RNA, 596 nt
Organism: Lates calcarifer (barramundi perch)
Lineage: Eukaryota; Metazoa; Chordata; Actinopteri; Centropomidae
Gene: pam16
Product: presequence translocase associated motor 16
Exons: 5
Coding region: 162-512 (116 amino acids)
Biological process (GO): protein import into mitochondrial matrix
Cellular component (GO): TIM23 mitochondrial import inner membrane translocase complex
Source: RefSeq, a predicted model, not a curated record
UUCCAGCAUUGUUACAUCAUUUCUAUUUUAUUUACGGAGAAGCUAAUGUACCAAAGUGUUAGUCAGUUCAUGUCUAAACAUGGCGGAGGAGACUGUGGAAACGCUGUCACGGCGUUGACAGAUGUUAUGAAGAUGCCAAAUAUCUUGCACAGAUAAUUGUGAUGGGAGCACAGGUGGUGGGACGUGCAUUUGCUCGUGCUUUACAACAAGAAUAUGCAGCGAGCCAAGCGGCAGCACGGGCCAGGAGCAGCGCAGGUCAGCAGUCAGCUGCAGCCUCCAGCAUCAGUGGGAUGACCCUGCAAGAGGCGCAGCAAAUCCUCAAUGUCUCCACACUGACCCCUGAAGAGAUUCAGAAGAACUAUGAGCACCUUUUUAAAGUCAAUGACAAGUCAGUGGGCGGUUCAUUUUACCUACAAUCAAAGGUGGUGCGGGCUAAAGAGCGUCUAGACGAGGAACUAAGUAUUCAGUCCCAACAACAGAAGCAGCAGUCACAGCAGAAUACGGAAACAUGAAGUAUGAAAUGAUGUUCGCCCUGUCUUUCCUCUCCCUGUCCUCUGUAAAUUAUAACUCCAAUUAAAGCUCUCUCCUUUUCUCCA